Molecule: messenger RNA, 642 nt
Organism: Paracoccidioides brasiliensis Pb18
Exons: 1
Coding region: 1-642 (213 amino acids)
Source: RefSeq, a predicted model, not a curated record
AUGUUCCAGGACAUGUCAGACACUACAACAGCCAUCACAGCUCAACUACAUCAAAUCAAUAUCAACUUCAAUCCCCACCCAGCUCUCUCAUCAGAAGGAGAAUUCAUUGAGAAUGUGAUCAACUGCACUCAAGCAGUCCUGCUAACUGCAAAGAACUUCUCUUUCACAGUGAAUUAUAAGCUCAAUGCUCUGCUGAGUCAUGUCAACAACUUCUUCUCUGCAGAGCUAGCUGCAGUGCUUGAGCUAUAUAAUAAGCUAUCUACAGUACUGAAUCUGAUACUCUGCACUUAUGAGAACUCUCUAUCACAUCAGACUGCUGUACUAAGGCAAGUCAUGGAACAUGACAUAGUCAAAGUCAUUAAAGACCUCACUGCUGAAUCAAAGUCUAUGUUGAUGUAUGCUACUGCCACAACAGCUAAGACAAUCUUCUCAAACAAUUUUCUUCAGACUGUUUCAGCAAUGAGACAAUCUCAUAAGAAGCAGAUACAGCAGAUCAACUGUUCUCUGCAUCAAGAACAGAAAGAUAAACAAGUCAUGAUUAAACUAUCUGCAGCACACACUGCUUGUGACCUAGACCUUCAAACUAUUCAUGAACAAAUACACAUCAUGAUCUCUGAUCUGAUCUGGAUCACUGAUGUAUGA